UUCUCGUGGAUUUUGUGCUUGUGCUAAACAAAGCAGCAGAAGUGCUGAAUUGUAUCUCCCAUCUCCUCGGCUGUCGCAACACUGGUUGUUCACUUCACUUUUCCAACUGAAACCUAGAAGCUCAGUUCGUGGGAAAAGCUUGAGUCGGCAUUUGGCAGGCAUGACUUCACAACAACAACAACAGUCGGCGUCCAUACCUGGCAACGAACUGAGACUGUCAUGGAAGCUGACAGCGGAAGGGAUUGCUAAAAGUGCGGACGAACUGAUGACCAAAUCUAAAGCCGUCCAUGAUGCUGUAGGGGCAUUGAAACCAGAUGAAGUAACAUACGAAAAUGUGAUAAAAACCCUGGCAGAUGGGGACUGCGAAUACUCUGUGAGGAGAAACAACCUAGAUUUUGUCCAGCAUGUAUUCAGCGACAAAGCUAUGAGGGAUGCUAGCGUGGAAGCUGAUAAAAAACUGUCAGAGUUUGAUGUAGAAAUGAGCAUGCGUCAGGAUGUGUUUGAUACCCUGGUGACCUUCCAGAAGAAGCAGGGAGAUGGAUUGAAGCCCGAGGCAUCGAGGUACCUGGAGAGGCUGAUCAAACUGGGCAAGAGGAAUGGCUUACAUUUACCCAAGGAGAAACAAGAGAAGAUUAAAACUAUCAAAAAAAGGAUGAGUGACCUAGGAAUAGACUUCAACAAGAACUUGAAUGAAGAGAAUACAAUACUAGAAUUUACGGUAGAAGAGCUAGCUGGUCUGCCAGAAGAUUUUGUGAAAAAUUUAGAAAAGACAGAAGAUGGAAAGUGUAAAGUGUCCCUGAAAUACCCACAUUACUUCCCCUGUAUGAAGAAAGCUCGUAACCAAGAGACUAGGAAAAAGCUGGAGAUUGCUUUUCAUUCCAGAUGUAUGAAAGAGAACUCUGCAAUACUGGAAGAACUGGUGAAACUACGGCAUGAGAAAGCAGAGAUACUUGGCUACUCCACCCACGCUGAGUUUGUCCUGGAGAUGAGGAUGGCGAAGGAUCCGAAAGCCGUCAGCACGUUUUUACAACAGUUGUCCGAAAAACUGCGACCUCUGCAGGCAGAAGAAGUGAAACUUUUCUUAGAAUACAAGAAAGAUGAGUGCGAGAAAUUUGGAUUUGAGUUUGACAACAAGAUAAACAUGUGGGACUACCGAUACUUUAUGAACAUGGCUGAGGAGAAGAAGUACGCUGUGGAUCAUGACAAACUGAAGGAAUACUUCCCCAUGGAUGUCGUCACCAAAGGACUGCUGGAAAUUUACCAGGAGUUGUUGAGUCUAAAGUUUGAGGAAGUCCCAGCAGCUGAUGUGUGGCAACAGGACGUGAAGAUGUACAGUGUCUGUGAACAGGACACUGGUUCUCUGCUGGGGUAUUUUUAUUUAGACUUGUAUCCAAGAGAAGGAAAAUAUGGCCAUGCAGCCUGUUUUGGUCUCCAGCCUGGCUGUUUAUUGGCCGAUGGGAACAGGCAGAUCUCAGUGGCAGCCAUGGUAGCAAACUUCACUAAACCGACCCCUGACCACCCCUCUCUGUUGACCCAUGAUGAGGUGGAGACCUAUUUCCAUGAGUUUGGUCAUGUGAUGCACCAGAUCUGUUCUAAGGCAGACUUCUGUCUCUUCAGUGGGACGAGCGUGGAGAGAGACUUUGUUGAGGCUCCUUCCCAGAUGCUGGAGAACUGGUGUUGGGAGAAGGAACCUCUAUGCCGGAUGUCUGCCCACUACAAGGAUGGCAGCAGUAUCCCAGAUGACAUGUUAAAAAAGUUACUGAGAUCGCGUACGGCAAAUGCAGGCGUUUUCAAUCUGCGACAGAUUCUGCUGGGUACAUUUGACCAAACCAUUCAUACCCAGGCAGAGGCUGAUACCGCCGCCUUGUUUGGCAAACUGUCCAAGGAGAUUUUGGGAAUCGAGUCUUCUCCAAACACUAACAUGUCUGCCUCAUUUGGGCACUUGGCUGGAGGGUAUGAUGCCCAGUACUAUGGAUAUCUGUGGAGUGAGGUGUUCAGCAUGGACAUGUUUUACUCUCGGUUCAGCAAGGAAGGGGUCAUGAACCCAAAAGUUGGUCAAGAUUACAGAAAAUGCAUUCUCCAGCCAGGAGGCACUUUGGAUGCAGACGUGAUGCUGAAGAAUUUCCUGGGAAGAGAGCCUAACCAGGAAGCCUUCUUACACAGCAAGGGAUUGUAAUGGAGACUUACAGUUGCUUCCCUUUCUCAGCAGGCCACAGUGUCCAAUGACAUGAAUCAAACUUGGAAGCUCAGUAUUGUUGACUUCAUAUUCUUCAUGCAAGAUGACGCCAUUAUCAUAUCACAGAUUUGACAAAUACUCAGUGAGCAGAGAGAUUUGAGAAUAACUUAAUGAUGACUUGUCAUCAGUGUUUAUUUCAGGUGUUGAAGGAAAGGAGAAAGCAUGGUACAUUGUACAAUGUGUGGACUUUGAGCAACAGCAUUUUUUUAUUUCU
This is a messenger RNA of Liolophura sinensis, 2450 nucleotides long. Its product is annotated as thimet oligopeptidase-like. Gene Ontology annotation, molecular function: metalloendopeptidase activity. The transcript has 17 exons. Gene Ontology annotation, cellular component: mitochondrial intermembrane space. NCBI's taxonomy places the organism in Eukaryota, Metazoa, Mollusca, Polyplacophora, Chitonida, Chitonidae. The record is from RefSeq and is a predicted model, not a curated record. Bases 161 to 2176 code for a protein of 671 amino acids. Gene Ontology annotation, biological process: peptide metabolic process; proteolysis.